Lontra canadensis (Northern American river otter) is the source of this 1164-nucleotide messenger RNA. It is a transcript of the gene TWF1, whose product is annotated as twinfilin actin binding protein 1. Gene Ontology annotation, molecular function: actin filament binding; actin monomer binding. The transcript has 9 exons. The coding region runs from base 95 to 1147 and encodes 350 amino acids. Gene Ontology annotation, cellular component: cytoplasm; actin filament; myofibril. Gene Ontology annotation, biological process: barbed-end actin filament capping; actin filament depolymerization; regulation of lamellipodium assembly. The record is from RefSeq and is a predicted model, not a curated record. Lineage: Eukaryota; Metazoa; Chordata; Mammalia; Carnivora; Mustelidae.
CCGCGGCCGGCGGAGGAGCUGCCACUUCCUGGAGGCGCCGGCCGGGGCCGCUCUCAGCAUUUAGCGCCGGAGCCGGGAGCCCGCGGCCGCCGCCAUGUCCCAUCAGACCGGCAUCCAAGCAAGUGAAGAUGUUAAGGAUAUCUUUGCCAGAGCAAGAAAUGGAAAAUACAGACUUCUAAAAAUAUCUAUUGAAAAUGAGAAACUUGUGAUUGGAUCAUGUAGUCAGCCCUCAGAUUCCUGGGAUAAGGAUUAUGAUUCCUUUGUUUUACCCCUACUGGAGGACAAACAGCCGUGCUAUAUAUUAUUCAGGUUAGAUUCUCAGAAUGCCCAGGGAUAUGAAUGGAUAUUCAUUGCCUGGUCUCCAGAUCAUUCUCAUGUUCGUCAGAAAAUGUUGUAUGCAGCAACAAGAGCAACUCUGAAAAAGGAAUUUGGAGGUGGCCACAUUAAAGAUGAAGUAUUUGGAACAGUAAAGGAAGAUGUAUCAUUAAAUGGUUAUAAAAAAUACUUGGUGUCACAGUCUUCUCCUGCCCCCUUGACUGCAGCUGAGGAAGAAUUACGGCAGAUUAAAAUUAAUGAGGUACAGACUGACGUGGGUGUGGACACUAAGCAUCAGACACUACAAGGAGUCGCAUUUCCUAUUUCUCGAGAAGCUUUUCAGGCUUUGGAACAAUUAAGUAACAGACAGCUCAACUAUGUGCAAUUGGAAAUAGAUAUAAAAAAUGAGAUUAUAAUUUUGGCCAACACAACAAAUACAGAACUAAAAGAUUUGCCAAAGAGGAUUCCCAAGGAUUCAGCACGUUACCAUUUCUUCCUGUAUAAACAUUCCCAUGAAGGCGACUACUUGGAGUCCAUAGUUUUUAUUUAUUCAAUGCCUGGAUACACAUGCAGUAUAAGAGAACGGAUGCUGUAUUCUAGCUGCAAGAGCCCUCUGCUAGAAAUUGUAGAAAGACAACUACAAAUGGAUGUCAUUAGAAAGAUCGAAAUAGACAAUGGGGAUGAGUUGACAGCAGACUUCCUUUAUGAAGAAGUACACCCAAAGCAGCAUGCACAUAAGCAGAGUUUUGCUAAACCGAAAGGUCCCGCAGGAAAAAGAGGAAUUCGAAGACUUAUUAGGGGUCCCGCUGAAAGUGAAGCCACUGCUGAUUAAAAUCAUUAUAUUAAGCA